This is a messenger RNA of Mercurialis annua (annual mercury), 1611 nucleotides long. RefSeq lists its product as uncharacterized. The transcript has a single exon. The record is from RefSeq and is a predicted model, not a curated record. The coding region runs from base 1 to 1611 and encodes 536 amino acids. Lineage: Eukaryota; Viridiplantae; Streptophyta; Magnoliopsida; Malpighiales; Euphorbiaceae.
AUGGCUAUGAAUGGGUGUACUUGGCCGAAUGAAAGGGCAAGAGUACCGGUGCAGAAAGGAGUAAUGGCAGUCACCGCUGAUCCGGCUGUAGAGAGUCUGAAAGCAAAGAAUGCUGCACUGCAGGCUCAGGUGGAUAUUCUUAUGAGGCACACUGCAGGGAUGAAUAUGGGAAAUGUUGUUGCAAUACAAAGUAGCUCUGAAGUAUGUGGAGAUCCUACUCAUGUGUCAAGUGAAUGCUAUGUGAUGGGACAGGCAUUUAAUGAGCAGGUCAAUUUUGUUGGAGGACAGAGACAGAGUAAUGAUCCAUAUGCUGCUACUUACAACCCAGGCUGCAGGAAUCACCCGAACUUUUCAUGGAAGGAUAAUGGGGGUAAUGCCAACAAUCAGGCAGGUCCAAGUUUUCAAGGAGGACAAAGGCCACAACAUAAUCAGGGCAACUUCCAGAAUCAUGGAAACUUCCAGAACCAAGGGAAUUUCCAACAUCAGAAUGCUAGGCCACAGCAUCCACCUGGCUUUCAGCAGAGAGAGCAGGGUGAAUCUCUCCAUAGCAAGUUUGACAAGAUGAUGGAGAUGAUUAUGAAGAAGGAUGCUGAGACGCAGCAGAAAUUUAAAAAUCAUGCUGCCACCAUCCAUAAUCUUGAGGUGCAGAAUCAGCAGAUGGCUAAAGCACUGCAGAGCAAAAGUCAAGGGGGUUUACCAUCUACUACUGAGGAAAACCCCAGAGUGCAUCUCAAAGCUAUUGAGUUAAGAAGUGGGAAAGCACUGGAUGAUCCAUAUGCAGGACGUGCUACAGUUGAGGCGGAAAAGGAACAGUGUGAGGGUGGCGAACCUGAAAAGGUAGUUGCUAAACAACCCCCACCACCUCAUUUUGUGCCAAAGGUGCCAUUCCCACACAGAGUGAAGAAGCCGCAUGACACUUGGAAGUUUCACAAAUUUCUUGAAACUUUCAAGAAGCUACAGAUUAACAUUAGUCUGGCAGACGCAUUGAGAGAGAUGCCGCACUAUGCAAAGUUUCUCAAGGAGAUCAUCACCAACAAGCGGAGUUGGGAUGCAGAGGGACCAGUACCAAUGACAGAAAACUGCAGCUCAAUCAUAUUGAGCAGUCUACCGACCAAGAUUAAGGAUCCAGGGAGUUUCACUAUCCCUUGUACUAUUGGUAACAUGCAAUCUGUCAAUUGCCUUUGCGAUUUAGGUGCUAGUAUUAAUUUUAUGACCUUAUCCCUUUUUCGUAGUAUGUUUGGUGAUCAACAGGUACAGGCUACGCCGGUGAUGUUGCAGCUAGCGGAUCACUCUCUGAAAAAGCCACAUGGGAUUGUGGAGGAUGUCCUAGUAAAGGUCAAUAAAUUCAUAUUCCCUGUGGAUUUUGUUGUCCUUCACUAUGCAGCGGACAAGGAGUGCCCGAUGAUAUUGGGGCGACCAUUCAUGAACACUGGCAGAGCUCGUAUCGAUGUUCAUGAUGGCAAGCUGACUCUGAGGAUUGGGGAUGAGAGCGUUGAGUUUGACAUGAGAAAGAUCACACGCCAUCCAAAUUCGGGAGGUGAAUGUAUGCUGGUAGACAUGGUGGAUGAGUUAGUAGAAGAACAACUAGCAGAAAACAAAGCCAUCAUGUAG